Messenger RNA from Penicillium mononematosum, 420 nucleotides. RefSeq lists its product as uncharacterized. The coding region runs from base 1 to 420 and encodes 139 amino acids. NCBI's taxonomy places the organism in Eukaryota, Fungi, Ascomycota, Eurotiomycetes, Eurotiales, Aspergillaceae. The record is from RefSeq and is a predicted model, not a curated record. The transcript has a single exon.
AUGCCUGACCAACCGAUCCCACUCCCCGACAUGUCAAGUGUCCAACACCCAGCGAAUGUGUAUUACUUCCGCCCCUACAGUUUCUACUGGCCCGCGGUCUUCAUCUUCGUUGGCGCGUUUGGUUGUUCCGGCCUGACUGGGACCGUGGACACUCACAUCAGUAUCCUCCUCUGGACCAUCUACAUAAUCUGCUUUCUUAUUAUCCUUUUGAUCGACCCUCUAUGCAUUUUCGAACAGAAACAAAUUGAUGAAAAUGGGUGUCCUUUUACUGUACGCCGCCCGCUGGUCGGGUUCCGCUCCUGUGAGCAGGUCGUACCUCUAGAAGUCCUUGAGAGGGGGCCCUAUCGUGUAGAGGACGACGAAUACCAGCCUCGUCUUCAUGAUGGAUAUCGCUACGGGCCCGCAUUCUGGCGCAUCUAG